Durusdinium trenchii is the source of this 2022-nucleotide messenger RNA. Lineage: Eukaryota; Dinophyceae; Suessiales; Symbiodiniaceae. The record is from the annotation of a GenBank genome assembly.
UUAUUAUCUUUUGCCCUUGUGUUUUGUUGGGACUACAUCCCUUGCAUUCCCUUGCCAUGGGGAAUGGCAAGUCAAAGGAGGAAACAGUCAAAGAGAAGGCCAGAGAGUGGCAGAGACAGAUUCGUGGCGAGUCGCGCCGAAUAGACCGUGAUGUGUCCAGAAUGCGCCAAGAAGAAGAGAAACUCAAGAAGGAAAUCAAGACCAUGGCUGAAAAGGGCCAGGCCGCAAGUGUCAAAACUUUGGCUCGGCAAGUUGUGCGUUCCAGAAAGGCAGUAGCGCGGCUGGAAAGGACCAAAUGUUCCAUGUCAGCUGUCAACUUGCAUCUCACCACUGCCGUGGCAUCAAUGUCGACAGCGAGUGCUUUGAAGAUGUCGUCUGGUGUGAUGAAGGAGAUGAACAGGCUGAUGAAUGUUCCAGAGCUUCAACGGACAAUGGAGGAGAUGAGGCAAGAGAUGAUGCGUGCGGAGAUAGCUGAUGAGAUGAUGGAAGAAGGCUUCCAAGAAUCAGAUGAUGAGACUGAGAUCGACUCCGCUGUUGCCAGAGUUUACGAGGAGCUCGCCCUUGACAAGUCGCAAUUGAUGGAUACAGGAGCCGCUGCUACUCCAGCACCUGUGGCCACACCAGUACCUGAAACCACAGAGGAUCCUUUGAUGAAGCGCUUGCAAGAGCUACAAAGGUGAAUCUCGACCUGGAAAUGCUGCUAUUUUGAACGGCACAGAAGGGCGUCGUAUCUUUUGCUGGGCAUGUGCAGCAUGCCAGCUUUUUGCCAGAAGCUUUGCACUUGCACAUGUACAGAGUGAGAGCUUUGAGAGCACCUUACUGCCGUCUUUGCUCAAGUGAUAUGUGUGAGCGAGAUCGGGGAGAUGUAGCCGCAGUGCGAAGGAGCACAAAGGAGCGAAUCAAGUGCCAAUUCUAUUCUGUUAGUUGAUUUGUCGAUCUAAUCUAUCAGAAUCAGACAUGUUUAUAUUGUUUUAUUUUAGUAUAUAUAUAGUUCUCAAGUUAUGUAAAGCCUGCCGUGACCCAAAACUCAUGCUGCCCCACAAGAGAGAUUGAUCCGCCUGGUGCUGCAAGAAAGCUUUCAGAGUCUCAAAAGCCUUUCACGACCAUUCCAAGGCAAUCCUUCCCAACUUAACUUCUUCUUUCAGGCGAUCAAGGUCACAAUAAAUGCCGCAGUGGCCCCGCAACUCCUGGGCUGAUGGUGUGCUUGUUUUGCCAGCAUUCCCUUUGUUUUAUGUCGACCGGUGGGUCGCUCCCACCCUCCUAAUGCUGUGUCGCGAAGCACAAGUGCUGGCACAAUGGUUCCAAGGAUCAACCUUCGAGAGGAACCUUUGUCUUGUUCAACCCACAAGCAAGCAUAUCAUUUAAGUUUCCACAGCCAAAAGGUUGACAAUGUUGUAUUAUAUAAUUAUAUACAACUUUAAGAUGCAAUAGAUGCAACUACUCCUUGAGCAGUUCAUGCGUUCUUGGCCACUGUUCCUGUCGUUUGCAAGGAUGUGCUGGGCAGUGCAUAAUUGGCAACAUGCUUUCUGCCCUUCAAUUGUCGCAGCUGGCAACUCUAAGCCUGCAAUUUCUCACAGUGUACCCCUUGGAAGGAUGGCCCGUCCAUUCUUUCUUUUCAUAUCAUGCAUUAGCUUUACUCGUGGAGCUGGGUCAGACAAGGAUGGCUUGGACAUCCGCCUUGAUCCAACAGCGCCAUAGUAUCAAAGAUAUGAGGCCAGUCGAGCCAAGGCCAGAUUCAUUGCCAGAAGCAGGUGGCUUGGGUGGCUCGGAUUCCGAGUUUGAAGGACUUGUGGAGCCCAAGAGGUUUGAAGAGAUGGUGCAACAGGAAGAGCGGUCUCAGCAGCAAGAGACUUCGAUUCCUCCUUGGCUGGUGAAGAGCUAUGCUAUAAUGAAUGCAUGCAGACCGAAAGUUUGCUCCACUUGGCAAAUGCUUCCACACUUUCCCCACAAGGCACGAGCAAGAAGCUAGUAGUAGCAGGGGCAUCGCUGGUAGUAACAAGUGCAUUGGUACUAGUAACGACG